GGGGUGUAUCUCUGGAACUUUUCUGGGCCCUGGUGGGGGGAGUACACUGUGAGAGAAAGAGGAGGAGGGAGUGCUUGCUCUCCAGAAGUAAUUUGAUCUUCAGGCUCUGCCUCCUGGGUCUUCAAGGGAUUGGUGGCUGCCUGGCAGCGGCUGGUCCCAAACAAAAGAGUCCAGCUCCAGCCUCAGUCCCAGCCUCAGUCUUUGCUCUAGCCUCAGCCCCUGCCCCAGCCCGGUCCUUGCUCCAGCCCCAGUCGGAGUGUGGUGGAAACCAGGCCAGCUCCUCUGGGUGCUUGGGCCACCUCCCAAAAUGAGGGACCUGUUUUCCACCCGGAAUCAGGCCUACUGGACGGAGCUCAUUGAGAAGGAGGCUUACAGUCGGGUCCAAUGGAGGACUAAGUUUGCCCAUAAGUACCAACGAGUUCCGGGCCCCCAGAAGACACAGCAGCCCCCCUGCCCGUGCCCAGCUCCGGAGCCACACCUGCUGCCUCCCAUCAGCCCCACCAGGCCGGAGUGCCCGGGGGCCAGCAGCUCCCCAAGAGAAGAGGGCAGUGUCCAGGCUCCCCAGGAAGGGGACCCGAAGGGGCAGGGGGAAGAAGCCAAGGUCGAGGCCUUCCUGCCCGAGAUGAGACCUGCCACCCCUAAGACGGGGCAGCUGCUGUAUCAGGGCAUCUCGGGAGAGGGACAAGGGAGGCGCCUGUACCUGCAGACGCGCUGGCAGCAGAAGCCGGAGGACAAGUUUCGGUAUCCGGUCUUGUCGUCCUGGGACUACGGAUGGGCCAUAGGGGAUGCGAUGAAGAAUGCCAAGGCUCCAGUUCAUGCCAGAUCCCGGCUUAUCAAGGACACUUUUUACUUCCGUAAUGGGGUCUUUCACCAACCAUCUAGGUCUGACCAGCGGCUCUAAGUUCCAGAAGGAAAGAACGCCACUUGGGGCUCAUCCUUCAGACCAGUCGAAGUUUGGCCCAGUUAUUCUUGAGUUUAUUCCCCCACAGCUAUGGUUCCUCCGGCAAAAAACCAAACCCACAAAACACCCAAGGAAUUGUGAGUUCUCCGUAUGAUUGCUCCUGAUCUCCUGGUCCUGAUUUGUGUUAACACUGAAUCCAGGCCUGUCUCUUUCACUUAAUCUGUUUAUCAUCAAACCAAUGGCCAAAGAUUGUCAGUUCUCAUUUGUUUUGUUACCCAAUGCAAACAUUUGGAAGCCCUCCUCUAAGCCAGGCCAGAGCUGGAAGCCUCUACAGAGGCACCCCUCUUCCCCUGACCUUUCACACAAAAACAACUUCGCCAAAGGUUCCUCCAGAUCCAAAAGAUUAAAGACCAAAUCCUUUCCUUAAAGAGGUAGGAUGGAAAACAGUUCAUUGCUUCAACAAGUCUGUAGUAAACAAGAUCUAGUUUGCUAAAGUAAUUUUUUUUUUUUGCAUUGGAUUUUCUUUUUCUUUUUUUUUCCCCCUUUUAUGUUUUGUAUCAAAUUUUCUGCAGGAUUUUCCUCUUUGGGUCUCAAUAGGGGAAGCUAUCGGAGACUUUGGAAGGACUUUUAGUCAAAAAAUCCUCUCUGAUUUUCUUGGUCUAGCCUUUAUUCCAACAGGCUUUUGUUAUCCUAAUUAUGUCCCCUUAUCCUGCCUGGUACUCCUUCCCUUUUCUAGAAUCUUCUAGACCUACAACCUCCUGAUUAGCAAAUUAAGUUCUAGGGAGGAGAAAUAAUGGCCAAUGUCUCACAGAUUGUAAGCAUUAGAGAUAGGAUUUGAAACUAGGUCCUUUGACACCAGACCCAGCAUUUUUUUCACUGGAGGAUGUAAUUUCAAGUUUUUUUGAUUAAUAGGGAAAGACUUUUUCUUUCCAAUAUCCAGCCUCUCUCCCUCCCCACCUCCCCAAAAAAUUCUCUAUUUCUCAUGGCAAAUCAGAGAAUCACUCUCACAUUCCAGUGAGCCAUAAAACUCCAGGGGGCUUAUCUCAAGUGCCUGAGUAUUGCUCACUAUCUCUUGUCCUAGACUCACUGUCUCCUGCUCCCCAAUCUUCUUGACCCCCAUCCUGUCAGGACUAAAGUUAUGAUCCUUUCCUGAAAUUAUGCCCCAUCCUGUCAGGACUCAAGUUAUGAUCCUUUCCUGAAAUUAUGCCCCAUCCUGUCAGGACUCAAGUUAUGAUCCUUUCCUGAAAUUAUGGUUCGUCCACUCACCCAGUGUUCUGCCCCUCCUUGCCUAAGUUUCCCUGAUAACUGGAGCCCUAUAAAAGUCUCUGGACUUAAUUGCUUGCUGCUGGAUGCUUUCAGACAAGUGUCCCAUUCAGCUGCCUAGGGGUCGGACAUCUUUUGGACAUGAUUCGACCACUAGCCCAAAUUCUCUAUUAUUAAAAUAUUAAAAACUAA
Messenger RNA from Antechinus flavipes (yellow-footed antechinus), 2356 nucleotides. Its product is annotated as protein ATP6V1FNB. The transcript has 2 exons. NCBI's taxonomy places the organism in Eukaryota, Metazoa, Chordata, Mammalia, Dasyuromorphia, Dasyuridae. The coding region runs from base 308 to 901 and encodes 197 amino acids. The record is from RefSeq and is a predicted model, not a curated record.